Messenger RNA from Lipotes vexillifer (Yangtze River dolphin), 1191 nucleotides. It is a transcript of the gene GORAB, whose product is annotated as golgin, RAB6 interacting. Lineage: Eukaryota; Metazoa; Chordata; Mammalia; Artiodactyla; Lipotidae. Gene Ontology annotation, biological process: non-motile cilium assembly. The record is from RefSeq and is a predicted model, not a curated record.
AUGUGCCUGGGUAGCUGUGUUGGUAAUUGGGGUUCUGAGGUUUGGGCGUGUGGGCGUGCUGGCAAGUCGAGGCGGAUGGCGCGGGGUUGGGCCGGCUUCUCUGAGGAGGAGCUGAGGCGACUAAAGCAGACUAAAGAUCCAUUUGAACCACAGCCGCGUCUUCUCCCUGUGAAGAAAAGUCGACAACAACUUCAGCGAGAAAAAGCCCUUCAAGAGCAAAGCCAAAAACUUGGGUUUCAAGAUGGAUCAACCUCAUUACCUCCAGAGCAGCUGCUUUCUGCACCAAAACAAAGAUUUAAUACUCAAAGACCAUGUUCUUCUCCCCCCACUCCCCCCACACUCACCUCUCCUAUUGGUGAUGGAAAACCACAGGGUAUUGAAAGUCAACCAGGGGAACUAGGACUUAAGAAUUCCCAUGAAGGUCACAAAAAUGCUGAGGUUCUACCUCCACAACCAGAUUGCAAAUUGGAAAAAAAGAAAGUGGAAUUGCAAGAAAAAUCUCGUUGGGAAGUCCUCCAACAAGAACAACGGCUAAUGGAAGAGAAAAAUAAACGUAAGAAAGCUCUUUUGGCUAAAGCUAUUGCAGAAAGAUCUAAAAGAACUCAGGCAGAAACCAUGAAACUAAAGAGGAUCCAGAAGGAGUUACAGGCUUUAGAUGACAUGGUGUCAGCUGACAUUGGAAUCCUCAGGAACCGGAUUGAUCAAGCCAGCCUUGACUAUUCAUAUGCUUGGAAGCGGUUUGACAGGGCUGAAGCAGAGUAUGUUACAGCAAAGCUAGAUCUACAGCGCAAGACUGAGCUUAAAGAGCAACUCACUGAACACCUUUGUACGAUCAUACAGCAAAACGAGCUGCGCAAGGCCAAGAAGUUGGAGGAAUUGAUGCAACAACUAGAUGUGCACGCUGAUGAGGAGACUUUGGAGCUCGAGGUGGAGGUGGAGAGACUGCUGUGUGAACAAGAAGCAGAAGUAGGGAAACAAGUGGUUCAUUCAGAGAGGCCAGUUCAGCCUUCUGGGGAGAGUAUGACCUUAGGGUUUGCUAAAGAGAACAAAAAGCAUCAAGACCAGGCUGCUUCCCCAAAGGUAGAUGAGCAGUGUGAAAGCUCCAGUAGCAUUGCCCUUCUUGAUCCAGACCAGCCAAAUCAAGAAGGUGAAACUACUGUAAAAGACAUUUCAGCUGCUCUGACCACAUGA